Trichomonas vaginalis G3 is the source of this 2670-nucleotide messenger RNA. Its product is annotated as delta adaptin-related family. Gene Ontology annotation, cellular component: membrane coat; endosome membrane; AP-3 adaptor complex. Gene Ontology annotation, biological process: Golgi to vacuole transport; protein targeting to vacuole. The transcript has a single exon. NCBI's taxonomy places the organism in Eukaryota, Parabasalia, Trichomonadida, Trichomonadidae. The record is from RefSeq and is a predicted model, not a curated record. Bases 1 to 2670 code for a protein of 889 amino acids.
AUGAAUUUCAAUCUUGCUGAAAGAUCACAGGAGUACUACCGGGCAGUUUUUGAGGGCAAGCAGACAGAAUACAUAACAGAAAUGCUCCAAAAAAUACAGGCAGAACUGAGAUCACAAUCUACACUGGCAAAGAUUGAGUCAAUUCCACAAUUGAUAUUCAUAAAUUUCUUGGGAUAUGAUACAUCGUGGGCUGAUUUCGAUUUACUUGACGUAAUGUCAAUAGAAAACAGUUUUUCCACAAAAAGAGUUUCAUAUACUGCUGCUUCAGCAAUGUGGAACUGCGAUUCGAAUGUAAUUGUUCUUGCUCCUAAUAGGAUAUCAAAAGAUAUUACUUCUCCAAACUCUUUCACUGCUACAGCUGUAUUAAACUCAAUUUCAAGUUUUAUGACAGAAACAAUUGCCCAAUUAAUAGCUGGAGAUGUCAUAUCUCUCAUGAAAUCGCAGAGACUACCAUUGAAACAGAAAGCAAUCGCUACUUUUUAUCGAAUUUGUUUGAAAUACCAACCAGCUCUUAAAAUUGGCAUUCAAACACUCAGAGGUGCAUUAGAUGAUCCAAACCCAUCAACAGUUCGAAUUGUACUUGGCGUUUUCUGCGAGUUUUCCGCACAUAAUCCUCAACCAUUUGUUCCUCUUAUUCCAAAGUUCUUCGGAAUGCUUGCAACAUGCUACGAUAACUUAUCACAAAUCAGAUUAAUCAAAAUAUUGUCAUAUUUAUGCACAGUUGAACCAAGAUUGCCGAAAAAGUUAAUUCAGCCAUUUACAGACCUCAUUAACUCUACUUCAUCGCACAGUGUACUUUUUGAGUGCAUUGAUGCUGUAAUUAACAUUCCAAUCUCAAAUUCAGCUUUAAUUUCAAAUGCAACGUCAAGAGUUGAAUCAUUCAUAUACAAUUCGAAUCCGAACAUGAGGUAUCUCGCAUUACAACAGUUUAUGAAGCUCAUUCGUUUGAAUCCUCGCUUAAUUACAGAUCAUCGCGAAAUUAUCGGCGAAUGCAUCAACCACGACGACGACAGUAUUCGUCUUACAGCUAUAGAUCUUAUUUCUUCACUCGCUACCGCUAAAACUCUUGAUAAUGUCGUUGGAAGAAUUUAUGAACAACUUAGAGACCCAAAGAGGCCAUCAACCAAAGACCAAUUAGCAGAAAAGAUCAUAGAAAUAUGCAGCCGCGACGAUUACGAAAUGAUUUCGGAUUUUGAAUGGUAUAUCGCCGUAUUAAUGGAUAUUUCGGACGAUCCACAGAUCAGUUGCUUUGAUCUUUUAUCAGAACAAUUUUUAGACCUUGCAGAACGUGUUCCUUCCAUUCGUCGUCGAAUUGUUCACGAAAUGUCAAGAAUUAUCGAGAACCCAAGGUUUUUCUCGGCCGAUAACCUCCUUCUUGUUGCUUCCUACAUCAUUGGUGAAUUUUCUGAUGAUUAUUCCUUGUUUUCUUCCAUAUUACAACCAGUCAUCAUAAAUGAUUCGGCCAGAGUUCAAGCGUGUUGCCUCGCCGCAUCCCUUAAACUGUAUCUAAGAGCUUCCGAGUCCGAACGCCUUGAAUUGGACUCUCUUUACCAGUUAAAACUUCCACUUUUCGCUUCUUCUCAAUAUACCGACGUUUCUGAGAAAGCUGAGACCCUUAUUAAGCUUCUAGAAAUCAUAAAUAACUCGGAUAGAAAGAUUUCGCUCCUUGAAAACUUCUGUAAAAAGUUAUAUGUUUUUCAUAACGACGAAGAAGAGGAAAUAGACGAAAUCCCUGAUCGUCCUCCAGCACUUGAUGAGCCAGUGACCCUAUUUACCGAGGAAACUGAAGAAGAUAUAGCUUAUCUUUCAGGAAAAUCCAAAAUCAAGAAAUCAAACAGAAGAAGGAAGCACAGGAAGAACAAAAACAAGAAGCAGGUCCAAGACUUUGAAAUUAACUUCGACCAAUCAGAGGAUUCUAAUGAAGAUGACGAAGAUGAUGAAGAAUUUGACGCAUUUGAGGACCGUCCAACAACAUCCAUGAAGGCAUCACGCAGGAAACUUCAACAGGGACAGGAAGGACAGCUCGUUGGCCAGAACAAUUCUUUAAUUGUUCGGGCCACGGAUAUAAUAAUUUCUUCUGCCCGGCCAAACCUCGUAGAAAUUGAAUUACUAGUUACUAAUUGCGCUAGAACUAACUUCGAAAGCGUAGAAAUCCAAGUUCCGCAAUCAGCAAACGUAAAACAAGUUGUUGUUAAGCCAAUUGGUCAAAUGCCACAAGGUUCCAGCAUUUUCCACCACAUAAUGUUGGAAAUAGCCAUCAUUAAUAACCCUCAAUCGAUCAGAAUCAUGUUAAUUCCAUCAAAUGGCGGCGAAACAUUGGAAGGACGCAUCAGAUUGGUCCCAUCUAACUUCUUAUUACCAGGAGAUUCAGCGUUAUUAUCGAUUGCCCAAAAUGAAUCCGUUUUCAUCUCAAAUGUCUCAAUUUCCUCAAAUUCAAAACCGAAAACGGUUCUAAACGCAUUAUCUACAAUGCUAAGAGCGAAUAUCAUCAGAGGAAAUGAUCCAACAUCACGUAUUUUAUUCUCUAGAACGACUACAGGUUUAAAUGUGAUUUCUAUCCUGAAAAUCAAUCAAGGAAUUGUCGAAGUCACCGUCAAAUCAAGUGACAAUAACAUGGCAAACUCAAUAAGUAGAGAAAUCGAGAUGAAAAUCCGUUCUCUCAUGGCAUAA